AUGUGGCUGCACCUGGCGGUCCUCGUGGGCCUCUACUACCUCCUGCGCUGGUACCGGGAGAGGCAGGUGGUGACCCACCUCCAGGACAAGUUCGUCUUCAUCACGGGCUGUGACUCGGGCUUCGGGAACCUGCUGGCCAGGCAGCUGGACCUGCGAGGCUUGAGGGUCCUGGCUGGGUGUCUGACGGAGCAGGGGGCCGAGCAGCUGAGGAACCAGACGUCAGACAGGCUGCAGACGGUGAUCCUGGACGUCACCAAGACUGACAGCGUCGCUGCGGCCACCGAGUGGGUGAAGGAGCAUGUGGGGGACAGAGGACUCUGGGGUCUGGUGAAUAAUGCCGGCAUUUGCACACCCAUGGCACCCAACCAGUGGCUGACCAAACAGGACUUCGUGAAGAUUCUGGAGGUGAACCUGCUGGGGGUGAUUGAUGUGACCUUGAACGUGCUGCCCCUGGUGCGGAAGGCGAGGGGCCGUGUGGUCAAUGUCUCCAGCGUCAUGGGCCGGUUGGCCCUCUUUGGUGGAGGUUAUUGCAUGUCCAAAUACGGCGUGGAGGCCUUCUCAGACUCCCUCAGGAGGGAGCUCUGCUACUUUGGAGUGAAGGUGGCUAUGAUUGAGCCCGGUUACUUCCUGACCAAUAUGACCCAAGAUGAGGUGUUUAAUGGAAACGUCCAGGCAGCAUGGGAUCAUGCCAGCCCAGAGAUCCAGGAACUCUAUGGAGACAACUUUCUUGAUGGUGUCUCCUUCCUGACAGUCAUGAAGGCAACGGAUUUUCUGAAGGCGCCGUGGGCUGGAAAUCUGUCCUUGGUGACUGACUGCAUGGAACACGCCCUGACCGCCUGCCAUCCCCGCAGCAGAUACUCGGCUGGCUGGGACGCCAAGUUGUUCUAUCUCCCCAUGAGCUACCUGCCCAGCUUCUUGGUGGAUCUCAUGAUGUAUUGGUGUUCCCCUUUGCCUGCUAAGGCCCUGUAA
Messenger RNA from Dama dama (fallow deer), 969 nucleotides. Its product is annotated as retinol dehydrogenase 16-like. The record is from RefSeq and is a predicted model, not a curated record. Lineage: Eukaryota; Metazoa; Chordata; Mammalia; Artiodactyla; Cervidae. Gene Ontology annotation, molecular function: oxidoreductase activity. The transcript has 4 exons. Bases 1 to 969 code for a protein of 322 amino acids.